Molecule: messenger RNA, 2272 nt
Organism: Nelumbo nucifera (sacred lotus)
Lineage: Eukaryota; Viridiplantae; Streptophyta; Magnoliopsida; Proteales; Nelumbonaceae
Product: CBS domain-containing protein CBSCBSPB3-like
Molecular function (GO): protein binding
Source: RefSeq, a predicted model, not a curated record
ACUGGUGGGAAAGAAAUUAUUCGAUAUAGAGAGAAAGAGAGAUAGAGAGAAGGCGAAGGGAAUUUAAAUCCCACAACCCUUCGAUUCCCUCUUUCUCUUUUUAGCUCUAUUCUCGAUUGCUUUCCUCUGCAAAGCCUAGGGUUUUAAUCGAAUUCAGAGCUUCUUUAGGGUUUUCAGAGUGAACGCCUAUCUGUUGCUUUUCCCCCGUCAAUACCUAUUUUCGGAGGUAACGCCUAUCUGCAAGUCGAAGAUGAGCAGUCAAGUAGCUCCUCCUCCUAAGAGAACCAAUCUGAACUCCAGACGGGUUCCUUCAUCCUUGAAGAAAUCAGCCCCUGUUGAGAACGGUACCAGUAAUGGAAGCCACACGAAGCCCACCUCCCCUAGCCAAUCGUCUGUUGGUGGGGAGAGGACGGUGAAGAAGCUGAGAUUGUCGAAGGCGCUUACGAUUCCCGAAGGAACGACCGUUUCGGAUGCUUGUAGAAGGAUGGCGUCCCGCCGUGUCAAUGCUGCGUUGAUUACUGAUUCGAAUGCCUUGCUCUCCGGAAUUAUUACGGAUAAGGAUAUUGCGACUCGAGUUAUAGCAGAAGGAUUGAGGCCAGAACAAACAUUAGUUUCGAAAGUCAUGACAAGAAACCCGGUAUUUGUAACUUCGGAUACAAUAGCAAUUGAGGCUCUGCAGAAGAUGGUCCAAGGAAAAUUCAGGCAUCUCCCUGUUGUAGAAAAUGGUGAAGUUAUUGCCUUGUUGGAUAUUACGAAGUGUCUUUAUGAUGCUAUAUCUAGAAUGGAAAAGGCUGCAGAACAAGGUAGUGCAAUUGCAGCUGCCGUGGAAGGAGUUGAACGCCAGUGGGGAAGUGCUUUUUCUGCUCCAUAUGCUUUCUUAGAAACUCUUAGGGAGCGGAUGUUCAAGCCUUCAUUGUCAACCAUCGUCAAUGAAAAUACCAAGGUUGCAAUAGUGUCUCCAUCUGAUCCUGUUUGUGUUGCUGCAAAAAAGAUGCGAGAGUUGCAAGUUAAUUCUGUGAUUAUUACAACAGGGAGCAAACCUAAUGGGAUACUAACUUCAAAAGAUAUCCUCAUGCGAGUUGUAGCACAAAAUCUGUCCCCUGAGUUGACAUUAGUGGAAAAGGUUAUGACAGUGGCUCCUGAAUGUGCAACACUGGAGACAACAAUCCUUGAUGCAUUGCAUAUGAUGCAUGAUGGGAAGUUCUUAAAUCUUCCUGUUCUGGAUAAAGAAGGAUGUAUUGCUGCUUGUGUGGAUGUCCUACAGAUCACUCAUGCAGCAAUUUCAAUGGUUGAUGGGGGCUCUGGAGCUGUCAAUGACAUGGCUAGCACAAUGAUGCAGAAGUUCUGGGAUUCUGCACUUGCCCUUGAGCCACCCGAUGAUGAAUAUGAUACUCACAGUGAACUUUCUGCACUAAUGACAACAGAAGCCACAGAAAAGUAUCAUCCAUUAAUUGGUCUUGGAAAUAGUUUUUCCUUCAAAUUGGAAGAUAUUAAGGGUCGUAUCCAUAGAUUUACUUGUGGUACAGAGAAAUUGGAUGAGCUUUUUACUGCUGUAAUGCAAAGGAUAGGGACUACGAGUGACCAAGAACGUCCAGAAUUGUUGUAUGAAGAUGAUGAAGGUGAUAAGGUUCUCCUUACAACUGACAAUGAUCUCAUUGGAGCUGUGAACCAUGCCAGAUCAGCAGGAUUGAAGAUCCUAAGGUUGCACAUCAAUUACGAUUCAAGCAAGAAACUAGUGGGGGCGUCAUUUGAUACCACUACCAUCCAAAAGCCUGGAUUGUUAUCUCUGCAGUCGGGGCUUUUAGCAGGUGCAGCUGUACUGGCGGGCAUUGGUGUGUUAGCUUACCUGAAGCGCUCCAAUUUGUGAUGCUCAUGCUCUGUGAACAACUUUCUUCCCCUAAACAUUGAAAGAAAGAGAUCUCUGCAAUCUUAACAAAUACAUGGUUUCUCGGGGUUGAAGAUCUUAAACAAAAGGCCUUCCUGAAGACGAUCCUCUAAACUCUGAUAGACUAGAAAAUCUAUAAAAAGUAUACUGUCCUUUGGUGGUGGCGGCCAGGAGUGGUGGAAGUGGAACCACUCGUGCUCGAUAAAAACAUAUACAUGGAAAGAUGACACAAAAGGCAGCUGGGUGAGGGCUACAGUCUACAGGGGAUUCUUUUUGUCAUUGUUCAUAAUGUAAUCUGAUUGUGCAUACUAUACAUGCAACAAAGAAUCAUUGUGGACUAUUUAACUGUGGAUACAUUCUUUCAUUGACUAAACUGUUCACAGAAAA